GGUAGGGGAAGAAGAGAGAGUGCAAUAGUGCAUGACUUAACUCAUUUCUUUUAGCCGGGACAGCCCAUUAAAAAAAUGAUCUUCAAGACGUGCUUGAUCUUGCUAGCUUCACUGGCUGCAAUUUCAGAUUCUUCACCGGAAGAGCAUCAGGCACUCUAUGUGAUUCACAUGGACCGGCAGGCCACGAAGAUGACGACAUUCUCGAGUUCCUUUCGCACUCCCCGGAGAUGGUACGAGGAUGUUCUCAGCUCAGUCACUACUCAGUUCUCUGCUGCUUCCCGAUCACCGCCACCUGAGUUGCUCUAUGUUUAUGAAACUGCCCUUAACGGCUUCGCCGCAAAGCUCUCCAGCAGCCAACUUGAAUCACUGAAGCGGAUCAAUGGCUUCAUAUCUGCCAUCCCGGAUGAAAUCCUGACCCUCCACACCACACAUUCGCCUUGUUUCCUCGGUCUUAGGAACGGGAAAGGUCUCUGGACAGCCCGAGCAUUAGCCUCUGAUGUGAUAGUAGGGGUCGUGGAUACUGGAAUAUGGCCCGAGCACGCGAGCUUCCGUGAUGAUGGAAUGACCUCUUUGCCCUCUCGUUGGAAAGGCACGUGUGAGGCGGGAACACAUUUCGCCCCAUCAAACUGCAACAACAAGCUCAUAGGAGCAAGGAUCUUUUACAAAGGAUACGAGGCCAUUGUGGGAAGAAUCAAUUGGGACGAGGAGUAUAAGUCUCCCCGGGAUUCGCAAGGGCACGGAACGCAUACCGCUUCCACCAUAGCGGGGGAUGUUGUGAGAGGAGCAAGCCUCCUAGGCUUGGCGAACGGCUCGGCUGUUGGUAUGAAAUACACAUCAAGAAUUGCAGCAUACAAAGCUUGUUACUUACUAGGCUGCUCAAGCACUGAUGUCUUAGCUGCCAUAGAUCAAGCUGUUCUAGAUGGAGUCAAUGUCAUAUCCCUCUCAUUGGGAGGCUUAUUACCAAAACCGUUUUACACCGAUAACAUUGCAAUAGCUUCAUUCGGAGCGAUCCAGAAAGGGGUCUUUAUAUGCACAUCAGCAGGGAAUUCAGGGCCAUUGGAUUCAAGUGUUGGCAACACUGCACCGUGGAUCAUGACCGUCGCUGCUAGCUCCAUCGACCGAAGCUUCCCUGCCAUUGUUGAGCUUGGCAAUGGAAACAUUCUUCGCGGGCAAUCAUUGUACUCUGGCAAGCCUACAAAGCUGCUUCCACUAGUUUAUGGGAAAGGUCGAAAUGGUGCAGAAUUUUGCAUCAAUGGAUCCCUGUCUUCAAGGCAGGUUAAGGGAAGGAUUGUGGUUUGUGAAAGGGGAAGCAAUGGCAAAGCUGAAAAAGGAGAAGUGGUGAAAAGAGCUAGAGGAAGUGGGAUGAUAAUCCUAAAUAGAGAAACAGAUGGGGAAGAGGUUUAUGCAGAUCCACCCCUGUUGCCAGCCACUGGUUUGGGAGCUUCACCGGCCAUUGCUAUAAAACAAUACAUUAAUAACACUAAUAAAUCAACAAAAACUGCAACUGCUUCCAUUAAAUUUUUAGGCACGGUUUAUGGGAACCGGGCCCCAGUUAUGGCUUCAUUUUCAUCUAGAGGGCCCAGUGUGGUUUCCCCAGAGAUCAUCAAGCCCGACGUAACGGCACCCGGGGUCCACAUUUUGGCAGCCUGGCCCGCGAAUGUCGGGCCCACAUUGCUCAAGAAUGACACGAGGAGUGUCGAAUUCAACGUCCUUUCGGGGACUUCUAUGUCUUGCCCUCAUGUUACUGGCUUAGCCACCCUUCUAAAAUCUGUCCACACAAACUGGUCGCCCGCCGCAAUAAAGUCCGCUAUAAUGACUACCGCUUAUACCCUUGAUAAUAGGGGAGCCCCCAUAACAGAUUCUGUUGCGGGGAACUCCACGUCAGCUACCCCUUUCGUCUUCGGGUCUGGCCACGUGGACCCUGAAAGGGCAGCUGAUCCCGGCUUAGUUUAUGACAUUUCAACCCAAGAUUACCUCAACUAUUUAUGCGGGCUGAACUAUGAUUCUACCCAAAUUACACUUGUUUCCCGAAGAAAAUUCACUUGUCCGACAGGGAAAAUUCCUCACCCCGGUGAUCUAAACUACCCGUCUUUUGCAGUGAAUUUUUACGGCGGUAAUUCCAGCUACUCUUUCAAACGGGUCGUGACGAACGUUGGGACUCCUAGAAGCGUCUACGCCGUUUAUAUUACGGAACCGGCUGGAGUGUCGGUGGUGGUGAAGCCUAGAGUGUUGAAGUUUAAGAAGUUGGGGGAGAAAAUGAGUUAUAGUGUUAAGUUUGGAAGACGUGGUGGGGGUGACCAUCACUCAUUUGGAUCCCUGGUUUGGAAGUCAACAAAGUAUGCUGUUAGAAGUCCCAUUGCAGUCACCUGGCUAUAGAUUGUAUGAAGAUUGUACGAUUCAUUUCAAAUUAAUUUAUUUCAUUUUAAAUUAUCAAAGUUUAUGAAAUCUGUAACUAUGGGAGACUUAGAAUAUAGUUUAACAAGUUUACAACUCUAACUAGAGUUGUAAGCACAACUAAAAAAAAUAUUCAUUCGUCACUUUUAUCAAUUUAUAUAUAUGCUUUUGAUAGGUUG
This is a messenger RNA of Cuscuta epithymum, 2573 nucleotides long. The record is from the annotation of a GenBank genome assembly. Lineage: Eukaryota; Viridiplantae; Streptophyta; Magnoliopsida; Solanales; Convolvulaceae.